AUGUAAACUAUAUGUCAUUAUGCUCUACCAUAGUUUUACAUUUCAACUAACAUUAUUUCUCAAGUUUAUCUAAUUACACGAAUUUCAAGGUAUAAUUACUAUUAAACAUAGUUUAUCAUAAGAAUGGUCAAUCAUUGUCUUGGAUAUCAUUCAAUUCUUAAUUAGUUUGACUCUUAUGGUGAUGAUUUUUAUAAGACAUAGAUUUUAAAUGAGAAAACCUCAUCUUUUUGGUUUAGCAUGCUCUUUUUCAGCUCUGUCUAUUCUUUUGACAGUACAAAAAUUUGAUCAUUAUUAUCUUAUUUUGAUUAUCCUUUAGUAAUUAUCUUCCUGUUUGCUUAUGUCAUUAUUAGUGUUGAAUAAAAAUAAGAUUGGAGUUGGAAUAGUAAUUUAAAUAUACUUGAUUGGAUUUUUAAUUGAUUUUCUUUCACUUUACAUUUGGUAUUAAUUAACACAAUAAAGAUAGGAUUUUUGAAAAUUAAUUCAGUUUGAGUAGAGCAAUUGCUAUAUUAGGAUCAGGUGGAGUUGGAUUGAUUACUAUGAUUUUAUGUCUGUUAUGUCAUGCAAAUCCAAAAGGAAAACUCUAGAAUGAAUUACAUAUAAUAAUAGGUUUCUAUAUUUUUUGUGAACUAUUCAUAUGUUGUAAUAUAAUAACUGAAAUUAUAAAUGUAAGAAUUAUUACUAUAUUUUAGAGUGUUUCAAGCAUAUAUUUGAUAGAUUUGAUUCUACUUAAGAUUUCUAAUGUGUUUUUAGAUGUACUUAUAUAUCCAUUUGCUAAAUUAUAUGAACCAAAAAAGAUGUAGAUUUCAAAAAAUAAAAUCUCUUCUGAAAUCAUUGAGAAUUGUAAUACUAAAUAAUUUGAAUCUAAUGGCAUUGCAACAAAAGAAAGUGAUUACGAAUUAGAUAGUGCUCUUAAAAUCAAAUCAGAUAAAUAUAUUGUUACUAUUAAACAAGAGUAAUGUACUUCCAAAAAGUGGAUUCAAUCUCUUUUAGAAAUUUAUUGA
Molecule: messenger RNA, 1001 nt
Organism: Paramecium primaurelia
Lineage: Eukaryota; Ciliophora; Oligohymenophorea; Peniculida; Parameciidae
Source: the annotation of a GenBank genome assembly